This is a messenger RNA of Sitodiplosis mosellana (orange wheat blossom midge), 4098 nucleotides long. It is a transcript of the gene RpL7-like, whose product is annotated as 60S ribosomal protein L7. Gene Ontology annotation, molecular function: structural constituent of ribosome; RNA binding. Gene Ontology annotation, biological process: maturation of LSU-rRNA from tricistronic rRNA transcript (SSU-rRNA, 5.8S rRNA, LSU-rRNA). NCBI's taxonomy places the organism in Eukaryota, Metazoa, Arthropoda, Insecta, Diptera, Cecidomyiidae. The record is from RefSeq and is a predicted model, not a curated record. Gene Ontology annotation, cellular component: cytosolic large ribosomal subunit. Bases 152 to 907 code for a protein of 251 amino acids. The transcript has 3 exons.
ACAGCUCUGCUUGACAUUCCUUUACAAAACAAAACAAUAUCUUGCACACAAGCGUGCUGCAUUUCAUUUGCUGAUUUUAAUUGGAAAUAAUUUAAUUUCGACGCAUCAUCAAGGGCAUCAUUUAGCAUAGAUCACAUCAAAAACCAACAAAAUGUCUGAUAAAUAUGCGGUUUCAAAUAAGCUCCCUGCCAAGCAGGUGAAUGUAAUGACACAUCGCAAACGUCGUUUGCGUGAGGAACAAUCACAUCAUCGUGUCAAGCGACUGAAUCGUUCAUUCAAAUUGCGAAGCAAGAAGCGUGACUACAAAAAGCCCGAAUAUUUCAUUACGGAAUUUUUGAAAGCCGAACGUGAUGCCAAACGAAUGCGUCGUGUUGUUAUGAAAAACAAUUUCUUCCAGAGCGUUGACGACAACGAACCAAAACUAUUGGUUGUGAUGCGCCAUCGUGCUCACAAAAUUGCAUCAAAAGAAUGUAGUUUGAUUUUGAAUAGUUUGGGUUUGUCACGUUUACACAACACCGUUCUGCUGAAAAACAAUUCCGAAUCGUUGGCACUGUUGAAAUUGGUCGAACCGUAUGUGGUGUUUGGCUAUCCAACCAUUCAAACCGUUCGUGAUUUGAUCUUUAAACAUGGAUUCCUACGGAUAAACGGCAAACGCACAGCCAUCAACUCCAACAAACUGAUUGAAGAGCAUUUGGGCCAGUACGGAUGCAUUUGUAUUGAAGAUAUUGUUCAUGAUCUAUUCACCGUUUCGGAUAACUUCAAAAAUGUUCGCAGUUUACUGCUACCAUUUUCGCUAAAAGCACCCCGAGACGGAUGGUCGAAGAAGAUUGGCGUCAGCUACAGUCGAGGCGGCGAAUAUGGCAACCGAAAACAGGAGAUUAAUGCUCUUAUCGAACGUUGUUUGUAAAAUCUUUCAUUAUCUGCUCGCACUGUAAAAACAAUCUAUAGAAUAAAAUCCCGAAAAAAUAUUUGCGACAUUUGUGUCAACAGAACAUGGUGAUUUGAUUUUAAAUCGAGUAAAAAUUUUAGUUGUUAAAGAAUUUUUCAGAUUUUCAAAGCAAAACGACGACGCCUUUUUUUUGCUGAAAGAUAAUGACUGCAUUACGUAUUUAGUUUCGAUAUCUCUAUUUCGAUUAGUCAACGCAAAAAAACUGUCCAAACGUUCCAAAACAGAAUAGAGAGAGAAAACAAUCAGAUAAACUGCAUUUUGUGCUGAUGUCUCGUUCGAUUGGUUUUCGAUGCAUUUUUGUGUAACCGGAUAUUGUGUGCUAUUAGCUGAACGUUUUCCAAAAAUGCUCACCCGUCGUCGUCGUCGUCGUCGUUGUCGCACAAUCUAAACCUGUUUCGAUGAGUUCUCUGUAAACCAUUUAUUAAUACAAAAGUAAAUUGAGCGGCACCUUGAGGCACAUGCGAUUUGAUAGUACUUAGAAAUUGCGUCGCAUCAACAAUGUCAUUCCAAUUUUAGAAUUCAUAAAAAUUAUUUCAUUCAAAUUACUUGAUUUGAUCGUCAGUGUUAUAACCUUCUUUUUGGUUGGGUCCGUCGUCGAUUUGACGCCGUUGAAGAUAUAAAAAGAGAAAAAAAUAUACGAACCAAAGUCGAAUGGUUCGCACUUUGCUCUUUUUGGGUGUGCGUGAUCAUUGCGAGAAAAGUAUCACAUUGCGAAAAGGUAAAUGAUGAGCCAGAGCUUCGAACGGAUGAGAAGGAAGACCUCUGUCGAUUUUUAAUGAGCUCAUCGGAUGCUCAUGCACAUACAACCCAAAAUUAUGUGCAUGCACUUUGUUCUCUGCUAUCUCUUUGCCAAUUUUCUAACAGUUUAGUCGCAAAUCCGGAGGAGAUAAUGAAAAACCGUAGAAACGGUCGUAUCGAAUUAAAAGAAGACGCUCAGGUAGUAUAAAGGCACCGGAAUUUCAUACGUGACUGUCGUAAUUGCGCUCUUGCUGGGAUGCGAGGUGAUAACAGGACAACACGAAACAAUGACCAAUCAAAUCACAUACACGUAAGCAGUGAUAGAAUCAUACCCAAAGGAAUUCUGUAUGGUCAAACGCAAUUGAAUUGUUAUCAUCUGAAAAAUGUUUGCUGUCAUAUCAUCUUUGCAAAUGCGACUAUCCAUACUCCAUACGUAAAUGCUGUACGUGCUUUGAAAUCUUGCAUUUGUCUUAAUGCGCUUUUUGUCACACACUCAAAUAGAGAUAGUGUGCGACAUACUCAAUGUUUGGGUAUUUUUCCCAUUCUCUCUCUCUCUCUCUUUCUAUCUUAUUCGCAUUCGGAUAUUUCCAUUCAUAAGCACCAUAUAAAGUAGCAAGCAUACACACAUACUCGCACACAUAAGCCACCAAAAAUGUUUACUACUCAUUCCUCUUAUUCCGGCUUUUGACGUUCGCUUGUUUUCUUGUUUGUUGUUAUUGUUUACGUGUUUUACGUUACAUUCGUUCGUUUUUGUUUUUUUCUUGAGAAUCGAGGUUUGUCGUCAUCGUCAGAGCAUUUGUUUGCUUCGAAUAUUGACUGCAUAUCAUCGUCGAUUUGUGUUCAGUCUACCGAUGCUCAUUGAACUGGUUACACAAAACCUCUCGUAGUUUCCCAACUUCAUUGAAGCUGCUCGUUAAUAAAACAAAGUUGUUUACACAAAGUGAAAUCCAUCGAUUUGCGUUUGCCCAUAAAUUAGCAACAAAUUAAAACUUUCCCAAGUCGUAGACAAUAAAAGUGAUUAAAAUCCGGUGGAUUUGCGUAUUUUUCUUCAGUACCAGAGUUGAGUGUUGUUGAAGAAGAAAAACAAAAGACAGUUAAAGUUAAUUGUAACAAAAGUGAAGAGAAUUUUUAAUUCAAAAAAAUAAACAAAAUAGUAAAUUGGUGCAUAAUGAGAAACGGAAACGAUAACCGACUAAGCAAUAGUUUGGAGACAAUACCUGAGGAAGGAAAUGAUUUGCCACGAAUUAGUGAACUCAUACCAAAAUCACCGGAGACUCGGAAGCGAGAGGAAGAAUGCUCCCAACUGUAUGAAUCGCAUAAACAACACAUCGAAGCCUUCUACGAAAUGUGGAUCAUGCAACGCAGCCUGAAUUUAUUGAAACCCAAACGGAUCUUUCUCAACGAACGGUAUUUGGUGGGAAAUUACGUCGAUUAAAGCCAUGUAAAUCGUUUCGCAUCCAACAUCGUCGCCCACCACAAUGUCAACUUGACCAGCCAAAUUAUGUGGUGUUAAUUGCAAAACGAGUCCGUGUGGCGCGAGUCUGGUUGAUCGAAAUACACAUUUUUGGCAGCAUGGCGCUGGUUGUGUGAGCUUGUGUGUGAUAAAUGUGGUGCCAUUCCAUUUCAUUUACAUAACUAUGCGCUGUUUUACUACGCUAACGAUUUAUGAAUUAAAAAUGACUCAUUCCUGUUCGCUGAUUCUUAACAUUCAUCGUAAUCAUAAACUCAAGUCAUUGCUGAAUUCGCGGGAAUGACGCCGUGUUCCAUGAAAUUUGAAUCGUAAUUGAUUAACUGGUUUUCGCUAUGGCAUCACACACAAAUGAACAAAUUCAGCGCUAGUAAAAGGAGCAAAGACAAAACAGCAACAACAAAAACUUUCGUUCAAUUCAAACCGGAGUCACUCGUAUGUUAUCAGUAUUUUGGCAUCGCACCAUUUAUUAAAGGCUUACUUGUUUUUUUUUUUUCGGUACUUUGUAUUUUGUUUCAAUUGACCAAGGUCACAUUGUUGUUAUGGUUUUUGAAAAUGAAAUUGUUCGCCAAUAUUUUUUUUUUCUAUGAAAAAGAGAGACGUAACCGUUUGUCGUUUUAAGGUCCAAUACACCAAAAUGGAACAGAGAGAGAGAGAGAGAAAGAGAAAAAAAGCAGUUGUACAUAGUCAACGAUCAGUUUUAGGCAUUACGUGUACAGCUAAACUUGUAUUUUUUUUUGUUUAACUAAGUGUAGACAACGAUCCAAACUAGAGUAGCAAUAAAUUUUUAUUAAACACAAUUGUUGUGAGGCAUUUCUUUUCGGAAAUGCCUUUUUCACAGCAGCGUCAAAUUGAAAACAAACCAUUUAUUGCUGUUAUCGACUAAACCUUAGGCUAAGAAUCGAGCUAAGAAUAGAAAUAAAGAAUAUUUUUUGAAAUUGAA